Messenger RNA from Pistacia vera, 4082 nucleotides. RefSeq names its product myosin-1. The transcript has 24 exons. The record is from RefSeq and is a predicted model, not a curated record. Gene Ontology annotation, molecular function: ATP binding; actin filament binding; microfilament motor activity. Lineage: Eukaryota; Viridiplantae; Streptophyta; Magnoliopsida; Sapindales; Anacardiaceae. Gene Ontology annotation, biological process: actin filament organization; vesicle transport along actin filament. Gene Ontology annotation, cellular component: vesicle; myosin complex; actin cytoskeleton.
UAUUUUUUUCUCUUCUCACUUUCUCAGAAGCCAAACACUCCUUCACGUUCAUAUACUCUGUUCCCAGGAGUAUAUACAAUUCAGUUACAGUAUUUUCACUUUGCUUCAUCUCAGCCUCUUUUAAUUUGGUUUUUUUAUCACUGUAAUGCGGAGCUGCUGCUGUUCCUGUUGCGGUGAGAUCGAUCGAAGCUUGCGAGUACUGUACUGAGAAUAUCAAGUUUGGUUUGACUUUUUCUAGGAUCGGAGAAAAUGUCGCAGAAAACCCAGGUCCCACCUCCUUUUCAGUCCAUCAAAUCGUUACCAGUUGAUGUUAGGUUCAUGGGUUCACCAGCUUCUGAUCCGAUUGAAAAGUGUAACAAUGUAAAUUUAGAACAUAGUGAUGUUAUCGGUUCAAGUUCCCUUGAAAAUGGUCAGAUAAGGAAUGAGGUUGUUGAGGCAGUUGAUAAUGAGGACUCACCUUAUAGUGGGAGUAAUGUUUUGGUUGAAGAUAGGCCCACUAUGGGUGAUGAAGACUUGGAUUCUAUGGCUUCGCCUAUGCCUUCAAUCUCAGCAUCCCGUAGUGAUCGCAGGUGGGGUGACACCACCUCCUAUGCUGCCAAAAAGAAACUUCAAUCUUGGCUUCAACUUCCAAAUGGAAACUGGGAGCUUGUGAAGAUAGUCUCAACUUCAGGGAAAGAAUCAGUUGUUUCACUGCCUGAGGGAAAAGUUCAGAAGGUGAAAUCUGAAAGUUUGAUUUUGGCAAAUCCCGAUAUCCUUGAUGGUGUCGAUGAUCUCAUGCAACUUAGCUAUUUGAAUGAACCGGCAGUAUUGUACAAUCUUCAUUAUAGAUACUAUCAAGAUACGAUUUAUACCAAAGCAGGACCUGUGUUGGUUGCUAGCAAUCCCUUCAAGAAAGUUCCUUUAUAUGGAAAUGACUAUAUUGAAGCAUAUAAGAACAAAUCUAUUUAGAGCCCGCAUGUGUAUGCUAUUACAGAUACAGCCAUCCGAGAAAUGACACGAGUAAAUCAAUCGAUCAUCAUAAGUGGUGAAAGUGGAGCAGGAAAAACUGAGACAGCAAAAAUAGCGAUGCAAUAUUUAGCUGCUCUUGGUGGUGGCAGUGGGAUAGAAUAUGAAAUAUUGAAGACUAAUUGAAUCUUAGAAGCAUUUGGUAAUGCCAAAACAUCGAGAAAUGACAACUCAAGUCGCUUUGGAAAGCUGAUAGAAAUUCACUUUAGUGAAACUGGAAAAAUUUCGGGUGCCAAGAUUCAAACUUUUUUACUUGAAAAGUCUAGGGUAGUCCAAUGUGCAGAGGGAGAAAGGUCAUAUCAUAUAUUUUAUCAGCUUUGUGCUGGGGCUCCAUCUUCGCUUAGAGAGAAGCUAAAUUUGAUGAAUGCAAAUGAGUACAAAUAUUUGAGGCAAAGUAGUUGUUAUUCAAUUGCCAGGGUUGAUGAUGCUGAAGAAUUUCGCGUUGUUGUGGAAGCCCUAGAUAUUGUCCAUGUCAGCAAAGAAGACCAGGAGAGUGUUUUUGCAAUGCUUGCUGCUGUACUGUGGCUGGGAAACGUCUCAUUUACUGUGAUCGAUAAUGAAAACCAUGUUGAAGCUGUGGCAGAUGAAGCUUUAAUCACUGUUGCUAAAUUGAUUGGAUGCAACAUUGAGGAUCUUAAUCUAGCCUUGUCAACUCGUAAAAUGAGAGUUGGUAAUGAUAUUAUUGUCCAGAAGUUAACACUUUCACAGGCCAUUGACACAAGAGAUGCUUUAGCAAAAUCAAUCUAUGCUUGUUUGUUUGAGUGGCUUGUUGAACAAAUUAACAAGUCACUUGCGGUUGGCAAAAGACGAACUGGCAGAUCCAUCAGCAUUCUUGAUAUCUAUGGCUUUGAAUCGUUUGAUAGAAAUAGUUUUGAGCAGUUCUGUAUAAAUUAUGCAAAUGAGAGAUUACAGCAACACUUUAAUCGUCAUUUAUUCAAGUUAGAGCAGGAGGAAUAUAUCCAAGAUGGUAUUGACUGGGCGAAGGUUGAUUUUGAAGACAACCAAGACUGUCUUAAUCUUUUUGAAAAGAAACCGUUGGGGUUAUUGUCUCUGUUAGAUGAGGAGUCCAUGUUCCCUAAUGGCACAGAUUUGACAUUUGCCAACAAGCUUAAGCAGCAUUUAAAUUCGAAUUCUUGUUUCAGAGGGGAACGAGAAAAAGCCUUCACAGUCCGUCAUUAUGCAGGAGAGGUUUCGUACAACACAACUGGAUUUCUGGAGAAAAACAGGGACUUAUUGCACUUGGAUUCCAUUCAACUUUUGUCCUCAUGCUCAUGCCACCUUCCUCAGAUAUUUGCUUCCAAUAUGCUUGCUCAGUCCGAUAAGCCUGUGGUUGGUCCUUCAUAUAAAGCGGGAGGAGCAGAUUCCCAAAAGCAGAGUGUUGCUACAAAAUUUAAGGGUCAACUAUUCCAAUUGAUGCAACGUCUAGAAACUACUACACCACAUUUUAUACGUUGUAUAAAGCCCAACAAUUUCCAAUCUCCUGGAUCAUAUGAGCAAGGGCUUGUAUUGCAGCAGCUGAGAUGUUGUGGAGUCCUAGAGGUAGUUCGAAUAUCACGGUCUGGCUUUCCUACCAGAAUGUCUCAUCAGAAGUUUGCCAGAAGGUAUGGCUUUCUUCUGCUGGAGAGUUUUGCAUCUCAGGAUCCACUUAGCGUUUCAGUUGCAAUUCUUCAUCAAUUUAAUAUAUUGCCAGAGAUGUAUCAAGUUGGAUAUACAAAGUUGUUUUUUCGAACAGGACAGAUUGGGGUGCUUGAGGAUACUAGAAAUCGUACCCUUCAUGGCGUUUUACGUGUUCAAAGCUGCUUUAGAGGGCAUCAAGCUCGUCUUUACCUCAAGGAGCUUAGAAGAGGAAUUGUCACUCUUCAAUCAUUUGUUCGGGGAGAGAAAAUCAGGAAGGAAUAUGCUGUCAUGCUUCAGAGACAUAGAGCUGCUGUUGUCAUACAAAGACAGAUUAAAAGCAGGGUUGCUACAAAAAAGUUCAAGAAUGUAAAAGAUUCUUCAAUUGUAAUUCAGUCAGUUAUACGUGGUUGGUUGGUCAGAAGAUGCUCGGGAGAUAUAGGAUUAUUGAAGCCUGCAGGAUCCAAGGGGAAUGAAUCAGAUGAGGUAUUGGUGAAGGCUUCGUUUCUGGCUGAAUUACAGCGGCGAGUCCUUAAAGCUGAGGCUGCUUUGCGAGAGAAAGAGGAGGAAAAUGACAUCCUCCACCAACGAAUUCAACAGUAUGAGAGCCGUUGGUCUGAAUAUGAGCUCAAAAUGAAGUCCAUGGAAGAAGUGUGGCAGAAGCAAAUGAGAUCCCUCCAAUCCAGCCUCUCCAUUGCAAAGAAGAGCCUAGCAGUAGAUGAUUCAGAGCGAAAUUCUGAUGCAUCAGUCAAUGCAAGCGAUGAAGUAGACUACAGCUGGGAUACUGGAAGCAAUUAUAAGGGCCAAGAGAGCAAUGGGGUGAGACCAAUGAGCACAGGUUUGAGUGUUAUAAGCCGGCUGGCUGAAGAAUUUGAUCAAAGGAGUCAAGUAUUUGGCGAUGAUGCCAAGUUCCUGGUGGAGGUGAAGUCAGGUCAGGUAGAAGCAAGUUUAAAUCCGGACAAGGAGCUUCGAAGGUUGAAGCAAAUGUUUGAAGCCUGGAAAAAGGACUAUGGAGUGCGACUACGUGAAACAAAGGUGAUUUUGAAUAAACUUGGCAGUGAGGAAGGUGCCAUUGAUAGGGUGAAAAAGAAAUGGUGGGGAAGAAGGAACAGCGCGAGGAUACCCUAAACAUUUAUAUAGUUGUUACCUUACCACCAUCUUUUCUUUCAUUAUUUUUGUCUUACAGUUGAAAGUAUUGCAUAGAGAAAUUGUGAGAGUUUUCUACAAGCGAUUUGGGCUAUUAAAGACUACUCCGGAGCCUAGUGAGUGAGUCGAACAAGUUACAUGUACCCUAUAUUUUAAAUAUGUAAAUCAAUUUUUAUUCCACUGCGAUUUCUGUGUUUGUAAAAUUUCAGCUUGUUAUUUUGGUAUUAGUUGUGCCAUGUACCAUAGAGUUGAUGAAAUUUUACAGUUCAGCCCGGAAUUCUUCUUGAAUUCAAUACAUCACAAGUUAAUUCAAGCAC